Molecule: messenger RNA, 667 nt
Organism: Euleptes europaea (tarantolino)
Lineage: Eukaryota; Metazoa; Chordata; Lepidosauria; Squamata; Sphaerodactylidae
Gene: UBE2T
Product: ubiquitin conjugating enzyme E2 T
Exons: 6
Coding region: 4-600 (198 amino acids)
Source: RefSeq, a predicted model, not a curated record
ACAAUGCAAAGGACAUCACGAUUGAGGCGGGAGCUGCAUCUGCUGACUACGGAGCCACCCCCAGGCAUCACCUGCUGGCAGAAUGAAAAUCACUCAGAUUAUCUUCGAGCUCAAAUCUUGGGUUCUGCAGAUACACCAUAUGAAAAAGGUGUUUUUGACUUGGAAGUAGUUGUGCCUUUAAGGUAUCCAUUUGAACCCCCAAAGAUGCGCUUUCUGACACCCAUCUACCAUCCCAACAUUGACUCUUCUGGAAGAAUUUGCCUAGAUGUUCUCAGACUGCCACCCAAAGGUGCAUGGAGGCCAUCACUGAAUAUUGCAACUUUACUGACCUCCAUACAAAUGCUUAUGAAUGAGCCCAAUCCUGAUGACCCUCUCAUGGCUGACAUAUCUUCUGAGUAUAAAUACAACAAGCAAGCAUUCCUGAGAAAUGCCAGACAGUGGACUGAGAAAUAUGCAAGCCAGACAACUAUGACUUCAAAAACCCCAGAUGAGGAGAACCACCCAAGUGAGGCCAACCCAUCCAAAGAUUCUGACACUUCCCAGAAAAGGAAAGGAAAUAAUGUUAGUGGAUGCUCCAAAAAACCUCGCUUAGAAACAUAGAGGCUUUGCUGCUGUGCUGUACCCCGUCUCUGUCAAUGUUUACUUUUAAUUUUACGUUCCACCUCUU